This is a messenger RNA of Teleopsis dalmanni, 3723 nucleotides long. Its product is annotated as zinc finger protein jing-like. Gene Ontology annotation, cellular component: ESC/E(Z) complex. The record is from RefSeq and is a predicted model, not a curated record. Lineage: Eukaryota; Metazoa; Arthropoda; Insecta; Diptera; Diopsidae. Gene Ontology annotation, biological process: regulation of transcription by RNA polymerase II.
CAAUAUUUAACAUAAAAAAGUAGAAUUAUUUUGAAAGAAAACCUUGCCACAAGCGAUAUCAAUUUCAAUAAAAUGUUCUCGUCCAUUUUUUGACAGUGGGGCCACAACCCACAAUGGCUGUUGGCGUCGCAACUUCACUCAGCUGUACGGAUUCUAGCACUGGCUCAAGCGAAGAUGCAUCUGAGCCUGGCUCACCUUAUAGUCCGCACUCGAAUUUAGGCGACGACCAACAGCAACACGUUCUGCCCACCCACAGCAGCAGCAACAGCAUCAGCCAUUGUAAUAAAAGCAAAAUGCCACCACAAACAAUACUCGCGCCCAACAGCAGCAGCAACAGCAACAGCAAUAACAACACCAGUACGAGCAGCACCAAUAGUAGCAACAGCGUUCCAGCACACAGCACAGCAGCCGGUGCAAGCACAACAAAUAGUAAUAGUAACAACAUAAGCAAUAAUAGUAAUAACAACAAUAAUGCGCUUACCACUGCCAAAUUAAAGUCACAAACGACACAGCCAAAAGUCUGCACCACAACCACGCCACGCAACACACUGCCUUCAUUGCAAUGGAAUCGUAGUGCGACUACAGCGCCCACAAUAGGUACUGCUGCCAGUGCGCAACUCAAGAAACGCAGUGCCAUAAACACAAGCAGUGACGGUGCAACCAAGAAGUCACGUUCGUCUGUUGCUCAAGUGCCCAGUGUACAUGACACAUCCGCCGUGGUGAGUAACAACGUAAGUGCAGCUGCCGCUUCAAAAAGACUGAAAGCAUCUGCUUUAGAAGAAUCGCAGACCAAGAUAACAGGCUACUUCAAAUCACAAAUGAAGGCCCAAAUACAUCAAAAUGGUAGCAUUAAGAAGCCAGAACCCUUAGCGCCCACAACAAGUACUCCUACGAACGCAUUAACUACAAGCACACUCACAAUGGCACCAGCCACAACAGCCUCACUGAAUAAAUACUUCAAUAUAUUGUCACAACUGAAGGAGAAUAGCAAAAACAGUGAACAAACUAAAACUAAUUCGCUACCCGCAACCACAACCACUACCGUUGCAGCAACGAGUAGUUCAAGCUUUGCAGCAACAACCGCACCUACUGCAAUUAUCACACCACCUACACUCACCCCCGCUAAUACGAUGCCAAUACCAGCACUAAAGAAAAUUGAGCGUAGCAAACCCACAAAAAUUGCACAGGUGGCACCAAAUCUGCGAAAAACGCCAAGCAAUAAUUACACUGCAUCCUCCACUGGCAAAUCACCGGCUAAGAAACACGUUGCCAUAGCGCCACGCACACCUGAAAUGAAGCAGCAACAGCAGCAGCAACAACUACAACAACAAACAAUUAGUGGCAAAGGUCAGGAGUGUGCGAAGCAAGUAGCGCCCACAACAGCUGCACAAGUGCAAACUGCAAAUCAACCCGCGGUGCUACUAACAGCCAUACGCCUCGCGGCACAGCAGCCUCAACAACCGCAACCACAAUUAAAACCUGUCACGUCGCAGAAACUAAACGCGCCUACCACAACAACAGCUACUGCUACGAACAACAGCCCGACGCUGUUCCAACUACCCGUACAGCUACCCAAUCUAGUCCAACUACCACAGCUCUUAGCUGCCAACGGGACAAACAUUAUGCAAUUAAACAAUGUAGCAGCAGCAGCCGCUGCAGCGAAGACUGCAGCAACAACUGCCGCCGCCACCUCGGCACAAGCUGCACAAGCCGCAGCUGCACAGUAUUUUCUCAACGGUACCGUCUUCAAACUACAACAGUUCACCACUGCCACCACAACCACAGCAACCUCAGCUGUUGCAGCCACCAGUGCAGCGACAAAUCCCUUUAAUCUACUAAGCGCCAGCGACCUGCAAGAGCUGCUACUCAAACAACAACAACAACAGCAAUUGCAGUUGCAACAACAACAACAGAAAGCGGCCGCUGCUGUGGCCACCAACAGCAACAAUUUUCAAGAGAUUUUCCAACAACAAAUUGCAGCAGCCAUUGCAGCAAAUCAACAACAACAACAGCAAUUUCAACAGCUGCAACGAUUGGGCGCUGCUGCUAAUAUACAACAGCAGCCAGUGUUUAUGGCUACACCAGCUGGUCUACUACUGAAUGCUGCUUCACUACCGGCUAUGUUGGCGCAAGCAGCAGCCGCACUCGCUGUCAACAAUAGCCAACAGCAACAGAAGUCCUUGACACUGCAACAGCCCCAACAACUACCUGCUCUGCAGCCUAUACAGCCAAAUCCAUUGCCCGCUUUGAGCUCAAUCUUUGCACCCAGCGGACAACAACAGCAACAGCCCCAAACGCAGCACGACGUCAACGAACUACAACAGCAAUUCCAACAUCAACAGCAACUGGCGCAACUAGCGCUCGCCCAACAGCAAUUCAUCACUGCCACACAGCCGCCGCCUCUGUCGGCGGUAACCAUUAGUAAUAGUAACAGCAACACUGCCAACAUCUCGAAUAUAAGCAACUGCGGCACUACUGUUUCGACAGCGGCGCCACAAAGCACACAGACUGCCACAGCUAAACUCGCCAUUGUCAAAGCAACGACCAACCAACAGUUUCCGGCUCUAAGCUCCCAGCCACCACCACUCGUUACGAUAUCAAAUGGCAAAGCACGUACACAUGCCACAACUCCAGGCAAUGCACAAAGCAAGCCUUCCGCGCUGGCGAAACCAUACCAAAAACGUGCGCCCAAAUUGACAGCACAGGCAAAGGCAAUCGCAACAGCCAACACAAACAAAACCAAAAUCACAGCCAACGGUAAAAUCAUUGCCACGCCCACAACUCCACCACCACUUGUGCCGGCUUCAUGUGGUGUGGUAGCCAACAAGGAAUUGGCUACCAUACGUGCAACUACCGUAACAAAACCAAAUAUUCCUAACGUGCUGCCCACACCGGCGCUUGUUAGCAUAGCGAGUCCAACUACGUCCAGUGUGAAACUAACGCAGAGCAUAGCACCAGCGACUAUUAUACCAGCAGCUAUAGUACCAGCGACUAUUGUACCAGCAAUCAAGCCCAUGCAGCUACCACAGUUAAGCGCUGCAAAAGCGAUUGCCGUUACCACUUCAGCACCAACGUCUACACAAACUGUAACUGCUGUACAAACUGCGACUGCGACCUCUGUGUCCAUGCCCGAUCCAUUUGAUAUGCUUAAGAACUCACUGAAUACGGGUAAUCUUCUGAACACUACGGUAUGUGCCAACUACUCUAACUCUAAUAGCUCUUCGACACUGUCUGCGGUAUUUAACUCCGUGACGUGUGACAAAAUCAAAGACGAGCCGCUUGAUGAAAUAACAACGUCAAUGACAGCAGUAACAACCCCACUAGAGGACAUUGUCAAAAAGGAGAACUUAACGAGUUUUAGUGGACAAAUUUUGCCAGCUGACAUAAAAGAGGAAUUCAUGGAGGAUAACACUAAAAUGUGUGCUAGUCAAAGCAGUAACAUGCAUCAUGAAUGCUCCUCGUCCUCUUUCAGUUCAAACUCAAAUUUUGUCUCUUCAGCCGCCGAUUUAUCGCUAGAAGCUUCCAUACCACCUCCGUCGUCUGCAUCAUCUUCCUGUUCUCCUACGCCAUCACCUGCGCCGUCACCUUUGGCCGCAGUAAACUCACCCCGCCAUUCGCCCACCUUGCAGCAAUCAUGUGCCGCCACCCUGAACGUUGUUGACACAAAUUCGAAUUCCUCAAAUUCACUCUCCAAUUCAACCUCAUGCUCGCAUGCCUCCAGUC